Molecule: messenger RNA, 4542 nt
Organism: Doryrhamphus excisus (bluestripe pipefish)
Lineage: Eukaryota; Metazoa; Chordata; Actinopteri; Syngnathiformes; Syngnathidae
Source: RefSeq, a predicted model, not a curated record
AGGCUCGUCCACUUUUUUUUUUUUUUUUACAGUGCUUCUCCUUCCUCGUUCUCGAGUGCUGGCAUCACUCACCACGCACACGACCCUACAGCUUCACUGUGUACGUGUCUGCUGGCCUGCUGGGAGCAAGGGUGUCUGGAUCGAGCCGCUUGUGGUGGUCGUGCACAAAGACGUUUACGUGUGGAACGUGCUGAUCGUCAGCACCGCCUACCAUUCGCCUCCCAGUAAUUUAAGGAAGCACUUCCACGCGUUUUUGGAGUGUCGCCUCUCCUACUCGGACCCAUAUCGAGACCUCUGGGCUGGUUGAUUCACCGUCACAACACCACGUAUGUGCUAUGAAGUCCCCUCGUCACGGCGGUGGGCUACGUCAAUAUUAAUUAAGAACAUUUUAAUGUGUGUCAGUUUUCCAUCCUGCGGUGCUGGGACAGUUUCCCGUUUAUAGAGGACCGUGAAGUAAUCGGCAAAAAGGAAGAUAGCAGCUAGCUUGGAUUUGCUCGCUGUGAAUAUCCAUGAGCUCUGAUUUUCCACACUACAGUUUCAGGAUGCCAAAUAUAGGGUUCCAGAACCUGCCCCUUAAUAUCUACAUUGUUGUGUUUGGGACGGCUAUCUUUGUCUUCAUCCUCAGUCUCCUCUUCUGCUGCUACUUAAUAAGGUUACGGCACCAGGCACACAAAGAGCUCUAUGCAUACAAACAAGUCAUUCAGAAGGAAAAGGUCAAAGAGUUAAAUUUGCAUGAGAUAUGUGCGGUCUGCUUGGAGGAGUUCAAACAGAAAGACGAGUUGGGGAUUUGUCCGUGCAAACAUGCAUUUCAUAGAAAGUGUCUCAUUAAGUGGCUGGAGGUGAGGAAGGUGUGCCCGCUAUGCAACAUGCCUGUCUUACAGCUGGCCCAGCAGGCCGGUACCACGGAAGCGCCUGUGCCAAUCCAGCAGCCUUUGCCUGGAAUUGAGAACUUGGUCUAGUUGACUGAAAGUCAACAUGACGGUGACAUUUUACACACACACAUACUGUACAUGAACACUGUCAGCUGUACAGGUACACUUUGUUGUGACUCGCCACAAACAUUGUGAGCCAACAUCUCUUAUCUUUUACACCGGCUCAUAAAAAGGAUUUUUUUUCAUCCGCUGAAACUGGACUCACUUUUCUUUUUCUUCAUGGACAUGGAAGGAAAGUUGAUGUGAUUUUCCACCCACCCAACAACACACACGGUUGGUAAUUUUCUCACAACCAAAACACCUUUUUGGGGACACCAGAUGAAGAGCAAGAAGAAGAAAAACAAAACAUUCAAGAGCUACAAUACACUAAAGUAUUUUAUAUUUUAUUUUUUUUAUGUUUUAUUUUUUUGUAUUUUAACAAGCACUUUACAAGACGUUAAAACUUAAUUGCUUGCAAUUGUGGUAGCAAAGUAUGUUUUAUAUUUUGUCAUUAGGUAUUACAUCCGUCUUCAACAUCAAGUCACUUCUGUUUUCAUUUUGAAUUGCUAAACAUUGACAACUACGAUGGGACAUGAAAGGGACAAAAAUAACAUGUUUUGAAGGAAAGUCCUCUUCUCGGGGACUUGAACUCAAUUUAAAUGUGACUGCAUGACCCACAGCAAGCUUCAUAUGAAGCACCAUCUGUUGGGCAGGAUUAGAAUGAUAGCCAAUCCACACAAUAGUUACAAAAAACAACCGGAAUUCCUCAUACAGUGGUGGAGGCACUUUAUUUUCUGAGGGUAUCAGGAAUUUAUUCAGGAUAAGGAGCCUUUUUAUUUGUUCUUUUCAAUAGAAAUCAAAUCCUUCAGCUUUACAGAUGCCAUGUCUGCUCUGGAAGAGAUAUGUUUUAAUGUGUGGUAAAGACACCUAUUGCUUAACCACUUGUUGGGCUUUUUUUGUCUGUUUGAGGUGCUGCGUUUAUUCACUCAAGUGGACAAGGUACUCUGUGAUUAAUUGGAGCAUGGCGUCUGUUCGAGCGGAAGCCACUCUUUGAGGAAAUACGGUAUGUUUUCAUUGAAGUAUGAAUGGUGCUCCAAGGCACUCAAAGCGCUGAAGGACUUUAUGUAAAAUAAAGGAGCUGUUUUAUUGAACUCAUGAACAUGAAAACAUCAUUUAGAGUUCCAAGUUGAUAUAAUGUGAAUAUUUAAACCAGUAUAAAAGAUUACCUGAGGCUUAAAAAAACAAAGAAAAAGCAAUGACCCAUUGUCAAAUCACAUGACCUGCUGUAAAAACAUUCUGAAUGAAUCCACAGCCACUAAAAAUGCCAUUUAGUUUUUCAUUCAUAGUAGAUGACUUUGGUACAUGUGCACCCAAGGUGUGAGUUAAUGCUAUAUUGGCUAAGACUCUACCUCUUUAACCUGCAUCAAGCAAUACAGAGCCCUCUGCUAGAGUCAGCGUUCACUGGUUAUAAUGAAGCAGCAGUUCCAUUCUCACACACACACACACAUAUCACACAGAGGCUCGUUCCUUUUUUAGGGUUCCAGCAUUCUGGAGCUUUCGCCUCUCGCUCGCUUUUCUACGGUACUUUUUGUUUGAACCUCUGAGCCCUGCUUUUUGUUUUGUUUUUUUGUCCCUGGCUGUUGGCUGCUCUCACUAAAAAGUGCUGGCCAGUUACGUGAGCAGCCACUUAGAAAAUAUUACUCCACACUGAUGAAUGCAAGACAAACAUCGUUUGGCAAGAAAAAAAAAAUUCAGUUCACAAUCUGUAAAAAAUAUGAAACCAAACACACAAAAAGGUGUAUUUGUUAAAGUUUUUCUGUAACCGGAAAGAUACUGUACUGGUACAUUUUUUAAAUAUUGUGAUUUAACACUCUUUACUGUAUGUGCACAUGGCAACAUCUUCUCGUUUCUGAAAUUACAUUUCAAUGAAAUGGCUAAAAAGCUCAUUAUUUUCCCAUGUUUAAUAUAUUGCCCAUGUUUAUAUAAUGAACCUCCAAAUUUGAAAACAAUCUGUUUUGCGUUUCUGGUUGACUACAGAGGUCGUCUAAUUUUUAAAAUGUUGAUGUGACUUGCAUGCGACUCGCUUCAAAUUACCUUUUGAAGACCAAAUAAAACAAAUGGCUUCAUGGCUGUUACACACCGCUGUCUCGCGUACACGUACAUGUCUGUAGCGCGUUCACGUACACAAACGCCGUCUUGUGGUUGUGACCACAGGCUAUAUGCGUUUAAUAAAAUUUGCCAAAUUGCUGUUGUUAGCUGACAACAAACACAACUAGUUUUUGCAUAUGUGUGUGAUAUGUGGCCUAUGUACUCAAAGCAGGAAGAGGCGGGUUAUCAUGCUAGUAGUACAUUUGAAUUACAGUCAAACUGUUACCAUUAUAAAACCUUUUUUAAACCUUAUUUUGUAUUGCCAUACAAAUGGAAAGAAAGGUUUGCCACUGCAACUAAGAUCAAGUGUAACUACUCACCUAGUGGUGUUUUAUAGGUACUGCUAUUGUUAAUUAAGGCGCGCCUGCCAAAUGACACAUCACUUUUGCAGCAUUGUACUUUGGCGGUUCUACUGUAAUUGAAUAAAUUGCUGAAAACGGACCCAAAACAAGUCAAGUGUACAUUGCAAACCCUCUGAUUGCGAGAUGGAAAUGAUUACGUCUAAAAGUAGGUUGCACUCAUAAGGUAUUGAACAAGAUGUAAUCGUCUUCCGGUCCAACUUGUUGUGAAAUGUGCAACAGUAGGAUUUGGCAUUUUGAGCAUUUUUUUUUCACAUUGAAAACAAAAUAAGCAACACAAUGCUUGUCUUUGCGAUGCUUAUAUGUUCUUCCCUUGUUGGUCUUUGUGUCACACACACUUUAGUGUUUCUGCACUUCCAGUAUUUGUAGGUCAGGUCUUAAACCUUGUCGUCUUUGAAUGUAUGCCUCAAUGUGAAAGCAUGCUACUUUGCAUCACCGCUGUAACGUAUUCACAUUAGUCGUGCUAAAGCUACCCAUCAAGUGUCUGAUUGUAAACACAAAAAAGGUCACGUUCUAACUCCCCUUCAAACUUAAGUGCCAAUGGAAAUGUGAACCUCAUCAAAAUGGAAAGAAUUUAGAAAUAAACUUGUUUGAGCCAUGAAUAUGUAAAUGUGAUGCAGCGCCAGUGUAAAUACUUCCAGCAUCUAAAAAAAAAGCUAUCGGGGGCAUCAGACGGUGCACGAUGCCCAACUUGACUUUUUGUGUUAAAGUCAUUAGAAAUAACCGCCACUGAUGAUUUAAAGACAAGGACACUCACGUCAACGUCUAUGUUAUUUAUUCCUCUGCUUUGUUGUGCCCCUCCCACUUGGAUAAGAAAAUAUAUACAGUAUAACCACCUUUACAGAAGUAUUUCCUUUUUUUUUUGUUAACACUAAUUGUGUUUGUGGACUUCCGCAGACAUUGUACAACUAAGAAUUCUGCAGCAGAAUAUUUUUGGAGAUAAGAGUAAUAAUAACUGUACAGUAUUUGUAAGCUCUAUUUUUGUAUAUUGCUAUUUUGAGAGAAAUAAUAAUACAAUGUUUUCUUUCUUCACCUUUUCCCCCCUAAUUUCAUGGUUAUUUGUUUCAAGGAAAAACUGCAUGUGACUGACUUGGUCUGUAAUAAAGUUUCCAAGUUUUGAAAAA